Corticium candelabrum is the source of this 3721-nucleotide messenger RNA. RefSeq names its product fibrillin-1-like. The transcript is spliced from 23 exons. The coding region runs from base 184 to 3546 and encodes 1120 amino acids. The record is from RefSeq and is a predicted model, not a curated record. Gene Ontology annotation, molecular function: calcium ion binding. NCBI's taxonomy places the organism in Eukaryota, Metazoa, Porifera, Homoscleromorpha, Homosclerophorida, Plakinidae.
GAUUGCUGAGGUAAGGCGACAAUACUGGAUGUAAAUUGAUAAUCAUUGGCACAGAUCUUUCUUUCACAUGUACAUCAAUGUGUCGUCGUAAAUUAGAAUAUCCGGGAGCGCGGUUCAGUGUCCUCGGGGUCAACGUGAUAGUUCGGUUGUGAUUGACGAGUGCAAGUGCGAACAUCGGAAUCAAUGGCAGCAAGACUUGGUUUUGUCUUCUUUGGGUUUACUGUCUUCGCUCAUUUAUUUGGUGGUGUAACGGAAGCUAGAGACAUCUGUGCUAGCAGCACGGGUGAUCUUCAUGCUCCAAGGCACGUAUCACUGGAAUUGACGUCGCCUAAUUAUCCUUUCGACUAUCCAAACUCAAAAAGCUGUAGUCAGACGAUCACUACCAAAUCACCCGUAUGGUGUGUUCAGAUCAAUAUGGCUCAAAUUGACUUGGAGAGCACUGACGACUCCAACUGUCCUUAUGAUGUUCUAUCUUUCUAUAAUGGCUCUACUACUGUUGAUCAGCGCCUUAUCAAGAAAAUGUGUGGGCAGAGUCUGGGAACACAACCAAUCACAUUUAACUCUUCAAUAAUCACUGUCCUUUUCAAGACUGACGCUUCAGUUCAAAAGAAAGGAUUCAGACUUAAAUAUGAAGCUGUUCUUUGUCGUGGAUUUCCUCGUUGUAGCAGAAGUCUGACUGCAGAUAGCGGAACUGUGACUUCACCUGGAUAUCCACUUAAAUAUCCUGAUAACUCCAAGUGCUACUUGUACAUUCAGGUUCCAUCUACUUGCAGAGCAAAGCUUGUAUUUACAACUUUCCAAUUGGAAUCGCAAUCAUCUUGUACAUAUGAUUCACUGGAGAUCUUUGAUGGCUACUUGCCUGAGUCUAGUAAAAGUGUUGGCAAGUAUUGUGGUAGUUCUCUUCCGGCACUUAUUAUGUCUUCAACAAAUGAGCUUUUGCUCUACUUCGUGACUGACGGAUCUGUUACAGAGGCAGGAUUCAGUGCUCAGUAUAGUGCUGUUUGUCCUAGUGCUUGUAACUCCAGUCCUUGCCAGAAUGGUGGCUACUGUGAAACAGUUGGAUAUGAUUCGUAUCGGUGUCACUGCCAGCAUGGUUAUGGAGGACAUAACUGUGACACAAGUGUAUGUUUUCAUGACGUCACCUCUGGCUCUGGACGUAUUGUGUCUCCAGGUUAUCCACGUUUGUACCCCAACAGUCUUCUGUGUGACUUUAGAAUAUGUGCUACGGAUACUGAUUUUGUUGUUCUUCGGUUUGAUGAUUUUCGUGUACAAGAUUCUCACAGUUGCUCUAGUGAUCGCCUUGAGAUCUUUGAUGGUGAUUCACCUACUAGUAGUUUAAUUGGAGUUUACUGCGGACAGUUGUCGACAAUUCUUGUUAACAGUACUCAUGAGUGUUUGUUCGUAAGGUUCACAGCUGAUAGACACUCUGGAGCUUCAGGUUUUCAAGCACAAUAUUAUUCAGUGGCUCAAGGACAGGCACUGGAAGCUUGUAGCAAUAAAAAUGGAGGCUGUGAACAACUUUGUGUUUCUGGAGACUUUCGUGAUUAUACUUGUGCCUGCAGACCUGGUUAUCGUCUCGAGAAAGAUGGUUACUCGUGUGAAGAUGUGGAUGAGUGUAUUCCUGCUUUGAAGCUUCAUGAUUGUGAAUUUCCUGCUACUUGCGUCAAUACAAGGGGCAGCUACUAUUGCCAAUGUAAUCGCAAUGGCUAUCGUUUGGGCAACAACUCUAAAUCAUGUGUUGAUGUUGAUGAGUGUUCAACACCUGAGGUCCAUGCUUGUAGCCAACAGUGUCACAACACAGAAAGUAGCUACUUCUGUGGUUGCAAUUCAGGAUAUGUUCUAACGUCUAAUGCCAAGCAAUGUGAAGACAUUGAUGAGUGUGCUUCAAGUCGAGGAGGCUGUGAUCAUCGUUGUCAUAAUACUCCUGGAUCAUUUGAAUGUCGCUGUCGUAAAGGAUUUAAACAAGACAGUAAAAAUCUAAGGAAGUGUGUUGAUGAAGAUGAGUGUGCUCUAUCUACAGAAGAACAGUGCCCACGUUGUAAACUUACAAAAGACAAUUGGUAUCGAUGCAAUUGUCCUGAUGGGUUUCAACAGGCUGAGAACCCAGUAAAAGAAGGAUAUGGUUGCAUUGACAUCAAUGAAUGUGAAGUGACACAGAAUAUAUGUGGAAGAAAUGCCAGAUGCUUGAAUACUGAAGGAAGUUACACUUGUAACUGCAAAGUUGGAUUUGUAAACGGAUCUAGUUCUUGUAUUGACAUCAAUGAAUGCAUCACAGAGAAUGGUGGAUGCGAAGAUACUUGUGUUAAUGAUCGAGGAUCAUAUCAUUGUGCUUGUUCAAGUGGCUACUCACUGACACGAAACAAACACAAUUGCACAGACAUAAAUGAAUGCACAAAUGGUGCAGCAAAUUGUAGUCAGUCAUGUGGAAAUACUGAGGGCAGUUAUACCUGCAGCUGCAACUCUGGAUUUGUACUGGAUAGUGAUGGACAGACGUGCAAUGAUUUGAAUGAAUGUGAAGCAGGAAUAGCAAACUGCUCGCAGUUUUGUAACAAUACUGGUGGAAGCUAUUACUGUAGCUGUGAAUCAGGAUAUCGUCUGCUUACUGAUAGACAUCAGUGCAGAGACAUCAACGAGUGUGCAGUAAACAAUGGAGGCUGUGACCAUCGAUGUCACAAUUUUCCUGGUGGAUAUUCUUGCAGGUGUCAUGUAGGCUACACGACUGAUGAUGGUGGCAUCACUUGCAACGAUAUUGAUGAAUGUCAGUUAAAUCCAUGUAAUAUGACAUGUCAGAAUACUAAUGGAAGUUAUUAUUGUGAAUGUCCAUCUCCACAAUUUCUACUGCAUUCUAAUGGCCAGGACUGCAUAGAUGUUGAUGAAUGUCAAACUAAUAAUGGUGGCUGCCAGCAACUGUGUAUGAACACAUACGGAGGGCGUGAAUGCAUGUGCUAUGAAGGGUAUCGAAAGCAGGGACGGCAUGGCAGAGGGUGCAGAGAUAUUGAUGAGUGUAGCACAGGAGAGGACAGCUGCCACCAUAAUUGUAUUAAUACCGUUGGCUCAUACAACUGCAGCUGUAGGAAUGGCUUCCUUAUGCAAGCUGACGGCAGAACAUGUGUUGAUAUUAAUGAAUGUGCUCUUAAUAGUACUGGUUGCAACCAGUUAUGUGAAAAUCUACCUGGUGGUUAUAGGUGCUUAUGUUUUUCUGGCUUUGAGGUCAAUUCUGAUGACUUCCGUGUUUGUGAUGAUAUCAACGAGUGUCUGGAUAAUAAUGGAAAUUGUUCGGGUGGAUGUGUCAACAUAGUUGGGAGCUAUGAAUGCACAUGUGAGAUCGACGAAAAGUUGGGUGUUGACCAACAUACGUGUUCUGCUUGUCCUACGUGCAGUGAGUUUCGAGCACUUCAGUCUUCUCUUCGUGAAAUGAGAACAUUGAUAAUGCAGUUGAAAGCAAAGGUUCAUAAACUUGAAGUGGCAAGCAUACAAAACAAUGUGCCCGAGAGUGAGCCAAACAGUGUGUCAGCAAGUAGUCGUUCAGCCAAAAAAGGAGCCUGAAUGCUGUUGAAAUCUACUAAUUUGAAGGAACAAUGGCAAAGACAUGAUUUAAUUUCAGUAAAAGUAAUCAUUCAUUCACGAACUACUAACUGCUGAUUAAUGAUGUAAUGUUGACUGCUGUUCAACAUGGAAUUAUAGAUUUAGUCCAUUUUGACAAAUCAGAUGAUACACUGCA